GAAAGGUUGCAUAAAUACUAUAGCUCACACGAUUACGUUUUCCUACAGCGACAAAAAUUACGUUCUAUGAAUCAGAAUGACGGCGAGUCCGAUUUAACAUACGUAAAGAAAAUAAUUGACCUAGCAAAGCUCUGCAAUUACAAAGACAACCAAUUGAUAGAAACAGUAGUCGACGUGAUCCAAGCACAUGCUACUAAUCCAAGAGUCCGUAAGACAGGAAUAAAAGUUCUAAGGAAACGUGGAUCAAUAACAGAUCUUUUGGACAAAGUGCGAGAAUGCGAAAUGGAACAAAUGAACGAUAUAAAUUUCGCAAGGACCCACCAGCAAAACUCUCAAGUCCAACCAUCAGCACUAGUGGCCGCCGUGUCCAACAGCUCUUACCAUAACAAUGGGCCUCGUAUGGGAGGAUUCCAUCGCGGUAACUCACUGUACCAUCAGAAAUAUUGGGGCAUGCAAAGCGGAAGAGGAACAUCUAGACUAACACCAUCGCGGUUUUCAUCAAAUAGACCUUCCGGAGGUCGUCGCGAACCAUGUGGAAGAUGCACUAGCAACUAUCAUUCUUCUGAGAACUGCCACGCCAUCAGCAAAAGAUGUCGCAACUGCCACACCGUAGGGCACAUCGAACGUGCAUGCCGUCAGGGGAUUCAGGAUAAAACCAAACGUCGCGCAGAGGAAGAAGAAGCAGGAUCACCAGCAAUUAAGACCCGGAAGAUCGCGGCAAUUAUGGACAGCAAUAACACGCCCGAAACAACCAGUGAUAAAGAGAUCGAUAUGAUGAAAGUGGCGAGUAAAGACAGCUAUUUACAGUUAACAAAGUCCCCUGAACAGACAACCGCUAUAAAUAAUGACCAGUUGUGCUCAGUCGAGAAGGGAAUCGACAACGAAGGCUUUAUUGUCGGAUAUGUCGCAGGCGUUCCUGUGAAUUUCAUGAUUGACUCCGGAGCGGACGUGAACACAGUAGCUGAGGAUAUUUAUGAAGAGUUAAGAGCAAGUGACCCUAGAACGAACCCGAUAUAAAAUAUAAAAGAUGGAACCGAUCGGACAUUGAAAGCUUACGGGGUACAGAAGGAAAUUCCUGUGGUUGCUUCCUUCAUAGCCGAGCUCUACAUAUCUGAAGAACGCCCAAGAUCUUUAGAAAAAUUCUACAUUAUUGCAAAAGCAAAGCCUUUGCUUAGUAGAAGUACAGCAAUUAGAUAUAGCGUGCUGCAAUUGGGCUUGAACGUGCCAGUAAAAUGUUGCGCAUCAGAAAUCUAUAAUCGGUUGUUAC
Anopheles gambiae (African malaria mosquito) is the source of this 1267-nucleotide messenger RNA. RefSeq lists its product as uncharacterized. The transcript has 2 exons. Bases 67 to 1017 code for a protein of 316 amino acids. The record is from RefSeq and is a predicted model, not a curated record. Gene Ontology annotation, molecular function: aspartic-type endopeptidase activity. NCBI's taxonomy places the organism in Eukaryota, Metazoa, Arthropoda, Insecta, Diptera, Culicidae. Gene Ontology annotation, biological process: proteolysis.